This is a messenger RNA of Sugiyamaella lignohabitans, 5859 nucleotides long. RefSeq names its product Snt1p (gene SNT1). Lineage: Eukaryota; Fungi; Ascomycota; Dipodascomycetes; Dipodascales; Trichomonascaceae. Gene Ontology annotation, cellular component: Set3 complex. The transcript is spliced from 2 exons. The record is from RefSeq and is a predicted model, not a curated record. Gene Ontology annotation, biological process: regulation of transcription by RNA polymerase II. The coding region runs from base 1 to 5859 and encodes 1952 amino acids.
AUGACAAGAGAUUCUCGACCAUUUCCCGAGCGAGAUGUGGACUUUGGUCGCGAUAGAGAAAGGGACCGGGAACGAGAUCGUGAGAGAGACCGCGAACAAAGAGAAAGAGAUCGAGAUCGAGACCGAGAACGGGAACGAGAACGAGAACGAGAUCGGGAUAGAGACAGAGUUGGCGAAAGAGAUAGGGUUGGCGUGGCUUCUCCACAAUCCCGUGGUGGAUCCAGGCCAGGUAGCACUAGUUUAGGGUCGUCGACGAUAGGGAAUAAUGAGCAGGCUUCUUUGAAUACUGUAGUCCCUGCAGCAUCAGGAUAUCCAGAAUCAACGUCAUCUCUUUCAUUUUCGAGCAUUCCAGCCACUUCCAAUUCAAGUACACAACGACCUCCAGUAGGGCCUUCACGGCAUUCUACCUCGAGUAUUGCAUCUGCCUCUCGAAUAAAAAGUCCGUCUCCUGAUCAAUCAUUCCAUCCACAGGGUGCAAAACGGUAUUCUACUGGUGGUUCAGGUGGCUCGGGCCAUUCUAAUGGACUCGGGUCAGGACCUGGAUCGCGGUGGCAGGGAUCAAGACAGUUUUCUGGAUCGAGACGAGAUGAUGGUGGUGAUGAUGGUCCUGGAAGCAUAGGUAAUGGUGUUAAUAGUUCUGCGAGUAGUGGUGGAAGUACUAGUAUCGGUAGUGCAAGUAGUGAUACCAGACGAAGAACCUCGGAAGAUUUCAGACGGUCUGGCAAUGCUCAACCUCGUAGAAGUGCUAGUGGACUACCAUCUGGACCGAGUUAUUGGGAAAGAGACCGCGAGAGAGAUAGGCCAAGGAAUUGGGAAUGGGAUUCUCGUGAUCCAAGAGGUAUUCGCGAUGGCCGAGAUGGCCGUGAGGGUCGGGAUAAUCGCGAUCCUCGAGAGUCUCGUGAGGCUAGAGAUCCACGGGAAGUCCGUGAUGUUCGAGAUGUUCGAGAUGUUCAUGAUGCCAGAGAUGGCCGCGAUUCUCGUGAUAUUGGCGAGCCUCGUACCAAUCGAGAUGCCCGUGACCCCCGUGAAUCUCGCGAUACUCGAGAUUAUCGAGAUAGAGAAGCUCAAGACAGCAUUCGAGGGAAAUGGGAGAGAAGGCCAAGUAAGCAGUUUCCUCCUCGCGAAGAUCAUUAUGAUCACGAAAGGAAACCAUCUCAUUCUAGGGAAUCGAGAGACUAUCAUGAUCGCAGCUAUAAUAGGGAAGAAUAUUUCGACCGAAGAGGGUCAAAUAGACGGUCUAGAGAGUCGAGUGACGAUAAAGUACCACCCAAUUCACACGCGUUUCGGUCCCGACUUUCGUAUAGCGAGGUUGGUGAAGAGCCUAAUGGAGCAGCAAGUGAGUCCAGAACUGGCAGUUCGGCUCCGUCUCCAGAGUUGAAACGACAUGGAUCUUCACAGGAUAGUAGGAGAUCAUUGUCGUCGGUUGCAUCAGAAUCUGCCUUGGUUAGAGAGAAAGAGACAGCAGAGAAAGAAAAAGGUGAAACAAGCAGGAAUGAGCCAGAAAUUAAACAAGAGACGGAAAAAGACUCCAAAUCGAAACAUGAUUAUGGCGAUGUUAAACUGGAUGAGGCCAAGGCCAUUGGAGCCGAGCGUGAAGAUACACGUGCACGAGAUAAUGGAAAACGAGAAUCGUUGGUGUCAGUAGAAGAAGUCCCAGAGCCUGCUGUGAGUGAAAAGGUGACUUUCGUUGCUGCGGUUUGUGAAAAGAUGUCAAUUGAUAAUCAAUUGGAGGUGAAAUCAGAAACACCGAAGCCAGAUGAGACUGUCUUGAAAGACGCUGUGGAGCCUGCUACCGCUACACAAGCGUCUGAAUCAAAGACGGAAGAAAAGAAAACUGAAGCUCAAGUUCCAGUUAGUUCUACAGCGGAUAGACCAGUGGAAUCGACAAAUGAACAGAGACCAGAUCAUGUUAAUGGCACACCUGUGAAUGGUACAGCUAUUAGCUCUGAUGUAGGAAAUGUUUUCAGAGAAGAACCGACUAAGGAAGUUGAGGAGGUUUCAAAAUCUACUGUUCUUGAACCCGUGGUCGAAGCGGUAUCUGAAUCAGAAAGAAAAACUGUUACUGUUUCUGAGCCUGUUUCUGAGUCAGUGCAGGCCUCUGCUCCUACUUCUGAGUCGAUAACCGAGCAAAUUAACAAGGAAUCUACUGACACAUCAUCAAGUGUAAAAGAUUCUGAAAUGACAGAAGUCGCUGCUCCUACUCUACCUCUCAAGGAGUCUACUACAGAGGUAGACCAACCUUUAGAACCAGCCCGAAUAACAACCACUUCUACUUCUACACAAGUCAAGAAUCCCGAUGAACUUGAAGCUGUGGAUAUUCUGAAUCAGUUUGCAAUUCUUGCUAGUGAAUCUACUCCUGUUCCUAUCCAGGAAUCGGUGAGUAAACAGGCACCUGAAAACAUGGUCUUAGCCAAGUCAUCAGACUCGUCAACUCAAGUCAACAAUACAGGCAUUUCGGCAAAUGUAAUAGAGUCUGUACCAGAAGGUACAGACCCAAUAGAUGAAGUGAUGGUUGAAGCAGGCUCUCCACCAUCUGAGGUACCAAUCAUCGCCAAACCGGCCAUUACCGAAAAUACUAUAGACGCUAUGGAGCAAGAUAUACCACCAGUUGAACCUGCUAGUGCUGCUUUGGUGCCGGUGUCUACAGAACACGAGCAACCGGAGGUUGUGCCCAAAUUGGAAUUGAAACCUGAAUCUAAGGUCGAAUCGAUACCAGUCAAGCAGGAACUUCCUGGUGCACCAUAUCCUCUGACUCGCAUUGAGUAUAUGUUUCAGGAAUUGAAACAAUGUCCGAAAGAUGUUCUACGGUCAAAGAUGACAUAUCUGGAUACUGAACAUCCAACAAGACAUCUUGCCGACUACGAAGUAUUCCGCCUUAACGACAAUAUUUUCAAAAAGUUGUUGAAGGAUGAGCUUUUUGACGCUGUAAACGAAUACCACAAUCGAUUAUCAUCACAACGUCAGGUGUCUCAAGAAGAAUACAAAUCACUCAAAGAAUCAUGGUGCAAGUUUCGAGAACAGGCUGAAGAAGAGUUCCGUCUCCGUUAUGAGAAAAAGGUAGAGGUAGCUGGAACCAAUGGGUCAGCGGCAGUUGUUGAAGAACCCUCAGUAGGAGCUGCUACUUCUCCAGUGGUGGCAGCUACCCAUGCCGAUGAACGAGCAAGCCGGCGUAGUAGAGCCACUUAUCAGGCAGAUUCUGUUCGUAGUGAAGCGGAAUUCUUAGAAAUUCUUGCCAAUCUUGAAAGAGAAAAUGCUCGUGAUCCACUUGUCAGAGCCCAGUUGACGUCAGCAGUUGUGCCAGAUAUGAUUUUCGAUCCAAUUGAACGUGAAAAGUUCAAGUUUCGCGACUCGAAUAAUUUCGUUGGUGACAAGUCUCGUCCGUAUAAACGAUUGGUGACUGAUGCCAUUGACACGUUCACUUCCGAAGAGCAUGAAGCGUUUUGUGAUGCGUAUGCGCUGUAUCCAAAGGAAUUUGGUAAAAUCGCUCGUAUGAUGGGUGGAAAGAGAACAUUUGGAGAUUGUGUGUUACAUUAUUAUCAAACGAAGAAAAAGGUCGACUACAAAGCUUUGGUUAUGAAUCGGUACCGACGAGGUACUAGAAAGGCCAAACGCAAGGCCAAAGCUGUUUCUAAUUCGACCACUGCUACUCCUAGUGGAAAUGGCAGUAGAACAGCUGCUGUUAGUGAAUCUGAAGAUAAUCCAGGUCCCGGUAGUGCUUCUGAGACCAAAACAGGACCUGUGGUGGUGCCCAAGCCUCCUACGGAGGCAGUAGUACCGGGUGGUGUGACAGGUACAGUGUCUGCAUCUGAAGCAGUAACGAACACGACUACCGAAAUACCAUCACCAAACUCUAGACCAGACACGAAGACAGUAGUUGAAAGUGCAUUUGAAGCAUUGGCAACAGCCGCAGCUAAUCAAGCAAGGGAAGAGUUAGGUGAAAAGAGGAAGCAGGAAGCUGGUGAUGAUAUUGGAGGUGAUGUCAAGAAACGAGUCAAGACGACAAGAACUCCUCGAGGAUCUGGUAAAAGAGCCCAACAAAAGAGAGAUGAGGUGGCUGCUGCCACAGCUGCUGCUCUGGAUGAUCGUUCUCAAGAACCAAGUGAAAACGAAGUCACAGCUACAAAAGUGUCAAGUUACUGGAGUUUGGUUGAAAUUGGUACAUUUGAAAGAUUACUCGAGGCAUUUGGAACGCGGUGGGAAGAAAUGGCUAAAUUUAUGAAGAAUAAGAGUGUGGUGAUGCUUAAGAAUUACUAUCACAAGUUUGCUGCCGAAAGACGGUAUAACGAGAUAGCGGCAAGAGCUGACUCGAGAAACUCUCUGAGUCCAGUUCAACCGAAAUUCGAGCCUGAAGAUAUUCUACAGAGACCCAGAUAUCACCAACAGGGCGCUUCCAAUGUACAGGAGCAGGCACAGGCACAGGCACAGUCUCAAUCACCACAACCACAUUCGUACCCAGAAUCUCACCAGCAACUGCAGUAUCAGCAGUCGAAGCAACAGCAACCUCUACAGCAGCAGUUGCCAUUGGCACAACAACAAGCUCUACCACCGCAGCAACAGCCAGUUCAACCUCAACCCCGGUCUCAACCACAUCAGUCGCAGGGUCAGAUGCCGGCUCAGGUUUAUCAUCAACUGCCAACUGGUCCUAGUGUGGGUCCUUCCUCUGGAAAGAUUCCUCCGCAGCAACAACAGCAACAACUUCCACCAUCAGGACAGGUUUCACAAGGUGGACCCUUACAAAGACCACUCCAAGGUCCCAGUCCUGGUUACUUUGCACCACGUGCGAAAUCAUUCAGCUCGAAAUCAGGACCACCUACAGCUGCUGCUAAACCUCCGCUAGGAAACCCUCCUCUCUCGGCUUCACCACCAAUUCGAGUAACUCAGGCAAGUCCACCGCCUUUGGGCCAAAUGGUGUCAAGAGAUGUAUAUCCCCAGGGUCCCCCACAGCAUCCACAACAACAACCUCAGCAUCAACAGCAGCAGCAGCAACAGCAGCAACAGCAACAGCAGCCACCACGGCCUGUUCUUCCUCCGUUUUCGAACCUGAGUACCUACCAAGGAUACUCUGGUAGUCAACGACCGGUGCUGAACCCGUCACGAACGUCGACUAUUGCUAGCAUUCUCAAUAGUGAGCCUCAACGGUCGACUUUCGACAAGGGACCCUCCCCACUGUUGCCACCGUUGUCCUCAGGUCCUCCAGAACGUGGCUGGUACGACAACCGGUACUCGACCCAGUCACCACCACCUCCACUGCCCCAGCAGCAGCAACCGCCACCUCAACCUCAACAACCACAGCCACAACCCCAACAGCAACAGCAGCAACAACAGCAGCAGCAGCAGCAGCAACAUCAACAGCAUCAACAACAUCAGCAUCAGCACCAGCAUCAGGGGUCACCUGAAGUUUCCUCACAACAACAGGCCCAAGCUCAAGCGCAAGCCGAAGCUGAAGCACGGUCGAGAAGCCAUCAGCUUGGCAAACCAGCUGGUCCACCGACUGGCCAGUUCUCUAUUCCACCGAACCGGCCAAUAGUGAACUCAUCAUCCGGAACAUACAUGUCACUAGCACCAUUAACGGUGCGAUCUGGAGUGUUUGCACCACCGCUGCCAACAGCCAACUUCCCACCUCACCGACCGCCUUCCCAACCGCAACCGGGCUACCAUCCAACUCCACCAGGCAACCGUAUCACGGACCAGCCACAAAUACCCCCACACGGCCCGUCAAUCCCACAUAGUCUCACCGCAGACCAACAGGCACACCGACCCACGAGCCCUGCCCCACCGCUGUUCGGCCACAACUACAACGAACAACCCACGAGCCGCGAAAGCAACGAACGGGGCGGUUUCUACAACCGUCACCCGUGA